AUGUCUUUCUCAAACUACUACUUCUUCUUCUUCUUCUUCUUCAUUGUUCUUGCAAUUCCUACUCACCAAAUCUCAUAUUUAGUAACUAAUACUUGUGAAAAAACCUCAUUUUUAGACCUAUGCAUUUCAGUUCUAGGAUCAGCCCCAGAAACAGAUGUAAAAGAUGUGCAAGACUUAGCAAAAUUUGCACUAAAAAUGGCAUCUUUAAAUGGAACUGCAAUGCACAUGCAAAUUUCCUCAUUGUUGAACACAAGUUCAGAUGAAUUCAUCAAGCAAUGCCUCUCAGAUUGCUCUGAAAUUUACAUAGAUGCAACUGAUCAGCUUGAAGAUUCCAUGGUAGCUUUGGAUUUUAAAGCUUUUAAGGAUAUUAAUACAUGGGUCAAUGCUGCAAUCACAGGUUCAGAAACUUGUGAGAAUGGAUUUAAAGAAGAAAAAGGGAUUGUAUCUCCACUGUCUGAUUUAAACCUUAAGUUUAGCCAGCUUUGCGAAAUUUCUUUAGCAAUAGUAAAAAUCUUGGCUACAAGCUAG
Messenger RNA from Manihot esculenta (cassava), 528 nucleotides. Its product is annotated as putative invertase inhibitor. Gene Ontology annotation, molecular function: enzyme inhibitor activity. NCBI's taxonomy places the organism in Eukaryota, Viridiplantae, Streptophyta, Magnoliopsida, Malpighiales, Euphorbiaceae. The record is from RefSeq and is a predicted model, not a curated record. Bases 1 to 528 code for a protein of 175 amino acids. The transcript has a single exon.